AAAGAAUUACUUUACAAGGUUAGUGCUUCUAGAGUAAAUUGGCGUAGUCGCACAUGCAACAUGGCAGGCAUGCCCAUGUGGUUGCUUACUUUGAUGCCUUUCCUCGGGCAAAUGCCGCAGAUUGGCGUGACUGGCGAUGCAUCUAUGACAUGAUCUUACACAAACCACAUCUGACCAAUGCGGAGUUUGCUUAAAUUGUGCGCAUCAAAGCAGGUAUGAAUAGAAAGAGAUGAAGAUAUAGUCCAAAACCACGCCGGGCAUGAAAAAAAAAUAUUAGUUUCCGGUGUAAGCACUUUUUUUGUCAGACAGAGCCCCGGGCUUUGUCUUGUCGGACACCAUAAAACCAAAAUACUGUCCGACAAGGCCCCAGGACUGUCAGACAAAAAAGGGAAAAAAAACUGAAAAAAAAAAAAACAGACAAAAAAGGGCAAUUACCAUGUUAUUAACUGAUAGAAACUUUAAUACAACCUUUUUUGAUCCUGCUGGUGGCGGGGAUCCCAUUUUAUACCAGCAUCUUUUUUGGUUCUUCGGUCAAAAAAUAACCACAGGAUGGCCGCAUUUGAGAGCAAUCCCAAAUUGAAUAAUGCCGCUAUUUGCUGGAAAGGCUAAAUGCCAUUAAGUACUCGGUUCAUAAGUGCGCGAAAAAAUCUCUUUUUUUACGCCCGAACCUGUGAAAAGCUUAUAUAUAGAUCUGAAUUAGAUCUUCAGUUCUAUAGGCAAUGCACAAUCAGCAGGAAACUUCAAAAAAAAAAAUGUAAAUGAAUGAAACAAAUAUUUUGACUUUACAAACAGGUGAAGGAUCCUCAGAGACUACACGCAGCGCAUCUCCUAUUGAAACAAGGAAUGAUGAGGAUCAAUUUAAAAAUGGGUUAGCUGGGAUGGUCAGAGACGAUACCCUUCCAUUGAAAUCAGUUUUCAAGACGGGGCCCUGUCUGACAAUGUCCGGGCCGAUUCGCUGCGUGCGCUUCUAGGCGCCGGCUCGAUCAGGCUCGAUUCAGACUAAAACGAAAAAGGGGGCUUUCGUGCUCUUUAUCAAUGCGUUAGAUGGUAUAGCUCGAGUUAUUCAUGAAAUCAAUGCCUUUAUGCGUACUUCCAAACACGAAACACUUUACAGGUUGAUGGAAUGGUUGCACGCAUAUGACACAACACUAUGUUUUCUGCCGCAGGAUCCGAAUGCUUUGUUUUCCAAUGCUUGGCUUUGCGGGUUUGCCUAGGGAUUUUAUGAUAGCUUCCAGAUUCGAACCACCAUAUCCAGUAGAUAUUGGCGCGUUUCCAUUUCGUUUGAGCUAGAAUAGAGUAAGCUGCAGAAACAAACGAAAAU
Marchantia polymorpha subsp. ruderalis is the source of this 1321-nucleotide messenger RNA. NCBI's taxonomy places the organism in Eukaryota, Viridiplantae, Streptophyta, Marchantiopsida, Marchantiales, Marchantiaceae. The record is from the annotation of a GenBank genome assembly.